This is a messenger RNA of Pristis pectinata (smalltooth sawfish), 5294 nucleotides long. Its product is annotated as ras-GEF domain-containing family member 1A-like. The record is from RefSeq and is a predicted model, not a curated record. Lineage: Eukaryota; Metazoa; Chordata; Chondrichthyes; Rhinopristiformes; Pristidae. Gene Ontology annotation, molecular function: guanyl-nucleotide exchange factor activity. Gene Ontology annotation, cellular component: plasma membrane. The transcript is spliced from 14 exons. Gene Ontology annotation, biological process: positive regulation of GTPase activity; Ras protein signal transduction. The coding region runs from base 315 to 1736 and encodes 473 amino acids.
CGAGUUAACCCUUCGCAGCCUGCAGCUCAAGUGCUGAGCCGAGCGCGAAUCAUUUAUUUACAUCCGCUUUCUCUCUCUCUCUCUCUCUCUCUGCCCCCCCCCUCCCCCCCGCAUGUGCAAGAAUGCACCUUGAUUGUGAGGAGUUGAAAGGCGAGCGGGUGAAAUGCACACGCUCAGGCUCAAAGUGUGAGCAAGUUCUCGGUUGAUGCAACCCACGAGGUCCAAUUUUUUUCCCCCCGGACGCGGUGCGCAAUUGUUGGAUCUACCGGAUUGCCAGAGGGAAUCUGCUUCAUGAACCGCUGCUUCAGGAAACUAUGCCCCAAACACCAAUUUUCCCAAGCAUGCUUGGCACCAGUUGUAGCGGACAUGUGCAUCCAGACAUGGAAGAAAAAUGUGGAGACCCAGUUUACCAGGAUGGCAGUCUAGUAUCAGGGUCCCUCGAGGUACUGAUUGAGCACUUGGUACCCACGGUCGAUUACUAUCCUGAUCGGACAUACAUCUUCACCUUUCUCCUGAGUUCCCGUGUCUUCAUCCACCCUCAAGAGCUGCUGGCAAAAGUCGGGCAAAUCUGUACCAAGCAGCUGGAAACGGGAUCGGAGGCGGAUAAGGCUAGGGUGAAGGAAUUUGUCCCAAAGAUCAUCCAGCUUCUGAGUGAGUGGACUGAAACAUUUCCACAUGACUUUCAAGAUGAGAAAUCGAUGAAGGAACUCAAGGAGAUUACUCACCAGAUAGCACAGUGCGAUGAGGAAAACUCCAGCGUGAAGAAAAGCAUUAGCCAGAUGACCCAAAGCCUGAUCCGCAACCUCUCAGCCCACAGCCAGUACCAGGAGGCACGGGAAAUAAUCAAGCCGUCAGUCACGGAUAAGCAGACCAUCUUGAAACCCAAGACUCAGUCCAGCCAGAAGGAUAUACUGAGCGUGUGCAAUGAUCCCUGUGUCUUAGCUCAGCAGCUAACCCAUAUCGAGAUGGAUCGAUUAAUGCACAUCACCCCAGAGGAACUGGUGCAUAUAUUCAACCACAUGGAUUCAAUGGACAAUCAUAAGAGCUGUCGCAGCGACAUCAAAAAGACGUACAACUUGGAAGCAUGUGACAACUGGUUUAAUCGGCUCAGUUCACUGGUAGCGACCGAGAUUUGCAGAGUUGGAAAAAAGAAACAGAGGACGCGGGUGGUUGAAUUUUUCAUCGACGUGGCAAGAGAAUGUUUCAACAUUGGAAACUUCAACUCCCUGAUGGCCAUCAUAUCUGGCAUGAACCUCAGCCCUGUUGCCAGACUGAAGAAAACUUGGUCGAAGGUCAAAAAGGCAAAAUUUGAAGUUUUGGAAAAUCACAUGGAUCCUUCCAGCAAUUUCUCUCACUACAGAACAGCUCUUCAGGGGGCUGUGCAGCGAUCCCAGACAGCGCACAGUAACCGUGAGAAGGUUGUCAUUCCAGUUUUUAAUCUCUUCAUCAAAGACAUCUACUUUCUGAAUAAGAUUCAUGCCAACAGACUGCCUAACGGGCAAAUUAACUUUAAGAAAUUCUGGGAAAUUGCCAAACAAAUCAGUGAGUUUAUGAUGUGGAAACAGGUGGAGUGUCCCUUCGAGAAGGACAAGAAGAUCAAAAACUAUCUCCUGACGGCUCCUGUCUACACAGAAGAAGCACUUUACUUGGCUUCAUUUGAGAGUGAGGGACCUGAGAACCACAUGGAGAAGGACAGCUGGAAGUCACUCAGGGCCACACUGUUGAACAGAGCAUGAAGCAACCACUUUGUACACACUGGACUCUGCGAAUCAUUUGCACUGCAUCAGAUUUUAGCUCCACUAGGAAGAGAAGAGACUUGGUUUGGUCACUUGCUUUAAAUUUGUAAAUUUGGUUUUGAUUCGGAUUCGGAUCGUGACUGUACAGAGAGAAAGUGGCCGAAUCUUGGGGCUUUGGUCCCACUGGCUGGGAUACGUUUAUUCAAUGCCUUUUACAGCAGACAUUGUGCUAUGACUUAAAGUCACUUGUAAAAUAAAUGGAAGACUACGAGAAGGCAGAAGACUGACUUUUGCCACGGGGCAGGACCCUUUAAUAAAGAGAAGCAUCAUGGGAGAUCCCUGGCUGCUGUUUCUAUGGAUACUGGUAGAAAUAGGACAAUGGCAGCCUGUGAGAAAUUCCUACUACUGUCAAUUCAUUCUUUGUUUUGUGACAACCUGCUGCUUCUGUUUGUGUGUGUGUGUGUGUGUGUGUGUGUGUGUGCACGCGCAUUUGCGUGCACGCAUGUGUGUAUGUACACACGUGAAUGAGACAAUGAGAGAUAGUGAGUUACGGGUAUAAACAGAACAGAAGGGACUAUAUUGCACCAGCCCAGAAUCCUACUGACUUAUGUAGGGACGGGGGAGAGGACAACGUUUAACCACACAAGAUUAUACAAGGCAGAGAGAUGAACAUCCAAUAUAGAGUAUGUACUGAUGUUUCUAGAUUGCAACUUAUAGACUGACCAUUUUGUGAUGUACUGGAUUGAAGCAGCCCCAGUACUUCGCCCAUUCAGAGUGUGCAGAUUUAUUUAAUGUUGUGAACUAUAACAUAUAGUUUCAUUGCUCUUACGGAUUGAAGAAUAUUUAUUUUGUGCAGUAUCCAUGUCCCACUUAAAAUGAAGGAAUCAUUUUUCUGCCCUACUGCACAGAUUGUUCUGUAUCACCUAAAGCUAGAUAUUCCCAAAAUCUGAGGAGCACCGUGAGCUUGCUGUACUGCAGUGAGUCCAUGCCACUGCCUCUCCAACUCAACCCCAUCUCACUACUGAGGCUUAUCUCAUUAACAGAAGCAUUCAUUCAAUAAAACUUCAACACUUUUGCAAUGUUUAACGUGCCUGACUUGCUGAGCAUCUUCUGCAUUUUCUGGCUCUUAUGUUAACAUCGAAAUGUUGUUAAAUCAGAAUUAAUUUUUAGAAAAUUUAAGUACUUCAAUUUCAAAUCAGAUGUCACCAAAACACACCCUCCCAGACUCUGCACAAGAGAUUAGUGCAGGAUUAUUGGUCAGGUACAGAUCAUGUCCCAUUUGGAAUAUUAUGCAUGGGAUGUGUGUGGAGGCUCUUAAAAUGCACAGUGGACAACAUGGCCCAUCUCCAGGGUUAGAUAGGAAAUUAAUGAUAAAGAACUUGAUGGACAAGGGCUUGUCAACAUUGGGGGAAAACCCAUCUGAGCUAUCCCUAAGAGGUUGGAAAAAACUUUCAGGGAACAAUGCCAGGAAGAAUUUUGUGCAGAGGUUGAUAAAUGGCUAGAAAAUGUUGGACUAAGAGAAGCGGGACCCGGGAGUCUUCAGCUGGAUGUUUAAUCUUAUUUCUGUGGCUGAAGAAGCUAGGUUAUAUAAGUCCAGCCUGUGAGACAUCCAAUCCACCAACUUAACUAUUGCAUUAAGUCUGUUGGUUCAAAAAUGAUUGUUCAGAACCAACCUGACCAGUAUAGAUGGUUUAGGUAUAUUAAACUAGUAUAAGUGGAUAAUUUGGCAUGGACACUUUGGGCCAGAGAGCUCGAUUCUGUGCUCUAUGACUCCAUAAACCCCUUAUGUGCAUGAGACGUGAACUAGCUCCAACGUCACUCUACAUCAUUUUACAGAAACAGUAGAGUGUUUCUCUUUCUACCAAGGGUUAAGGGUGGAUUCCUGGUCGUAUCCCCAGGUGUGGGUAUUCAAACUGGGUCUAACUAUAAUCCCAAGUAUUCAGCAAUUCAGAAUCUGAUCUAAAAAAUCUGUGAAUAAGGCUUGAGUACUGCAGAGAAUUGCAUAGGCGAGCUGGGAGAUACAUAGACUUUUACAAUGUGGUUUGUGACAAUCUCACUCUCUCUCCCUCGAGUCCCAUGGAAACAAAAUCAUAAUGGAGGGAGCUCCAAUUAUUCUACAACCUCAGCAAAACCUCUCAUUAGACUCACGCAUUAACCGCAGCUUGGGGAUGAGGGUAAAAAGAAAAAAGCCAAUUAGGUACUUUUGAAGUGUCGUCACUGGUGUAAUGUGAAUCAAAAUACUGUGAUCUUUUCAUCGGAAACGUGUACAGGAAGUUCUGGAAAUCCUCAGCAGGUCAGGCAGCACCUGGAGGAAGAGAAAAAAAGUUAAUGUUUCAGGCCGAAGACACUUCAUUAAGAUAUGCUUGAAUAGUUGAUGAAAGGUCAUCUCCCUCUCUUUCCCUUCCCCAAUCUGUUGUUUGCCCAAAGGUUUCAGGCCCAAAGAGUUCAUGCUAACUACAUGCUGACCCUACCAAUUGUCAUCCCCUAGCCCUGCCCCUUACACACACAUUGGUAAAGUAGGUGUCAGGGACCAGUGCUUAGUGUCAUCAUUAAAAGCUGCUCCCCUUCCCAUCUCCUCCAAUAAAUACAAAGUACCUACAUCACUCCCCUACCUUUGAUGAACAGCAAGUCUCACUGAAAAGAUUGUUAGAGAGACUUGUGCUCAUGUGGCAUGAAGCUGUUCGUAAAGCACAUUGGAUUUAGUCACAUGUAACCAGGAAAGCUUCUGCUCCAUUAAGGUCAAAGACCAUUUCGUCCUUGUUGGCUUUGACAUUAUAACCCAUCCAAUCAUUCCUUCCUCUGGCUGGAGAACUGCCAUUGGUACACACCACACCCUGGCAGACCCUGGGGCCUCAGAAUAUUUGCCCAAAAAGUGCAUAAACACAGCUAAAGGAAGUCACAGCUGCAAGUUUUUUUUAAUCUUUGCAAGGACAGUGCUUUUGUCUGGAUUUAUUGACUCAUGGCACCCAGUGAGAUUAUUGUAUGCAGCCAAGGACAAGAAAUCAUUCAACAAAUCCUUAAGGCAUUUUCUGAAGCUCUCCCCGUGCAUUUAAAACUUUUAAAGAAUAUUUAACAAGCACAUUUUGUGAUUCUGCUUACAGUGAAGUGGAACAGCAUCUAAAUUGACAGAGUAAAUGGCAGCUCCUUCUUAGAACAUGGGUUGGGUGCAUGUGCAAAAAUAGUUUGUGGGUUCCUGCUUUGUGACGAAGAGGCCGAUACAGCAGCACUCAGAAAGUCCUUGCUUCAGUGUCACUUGGGCAGAUGGCUAUCACAGAAAAGAGACGAGCAUCAGCACAGCUCCCUCUUGCAUCUAUCCUGCAACUUAAUACAAGGUCAAAUCUCUAUAUUCGCCCCCUCCCUUUAAAAGAUAACAACUCCCUUCAUUUUCUUGCAUGGGAGACAUUUUACCCACCCUCAAAGAAAAAGCAGCACUCCUGAAAAUGAAUCUUUUAUUUUUUUGUUUCCCCCUCUGGCGGGUUUAUGUGUUCAAAAGCACUGAAUGCAUCAUGCAACGGUCUCGAUGUUUUAAUUGUUGGUUUUUAUAAAGAUACAAACACA